Molecule: messenger RNA, 1371 nt
Organism: Salpingoeca rosetta
Lineage: Eukaryota; Choanoflagellata; Craspedida; Salpingoecidae
Exons: 10
Coding region: 83-1285 (400 amino acids)
Molecular function (GO): oxidoreductase activity
Source: RefSeq, a predicted model, not a curated record
CUUUUCCUCAAGACACCACCCAAUACAGCGAGCUGUUGUCGAGUGUCACUCAAGCAAAGUGAAGCAAGUGCAAAGUGAAGCGAUGACGACGACAAACACUGUGGUGGACUACGUGAAGAGCGCGCCACGUUGGGUUGGCAACGCCAUGGCGUACACGUCCACAACCUUGCACGGCUACACGAUGGCUGCUGCGGAGUACCUGGGCGCUGAGGUCGGCCAGUCUGCUGUUGCCCCUGUCGCAGACACGACCGUGCUUGUGCCAGAGACGCUUCCUCCGCCCGUGCCGACGACCGUGGUGGAGUCCAUGCUGGCGACGGCCUGCAGCAUCAAGCGCACCGUGUUCCAGCUCCACUGGUCGGUUGCCCCAUUCUUCUGGAUCGGCUGCGCAUCCGUUGUCGGCUACGUCGGCACCAUCCUCUUCCAGAACCUUGUGCUCGAUCUCUUCCCCGUCAACCUCAAGAAGAAGUACAACGCCGAAUGGGGCCUGGUCACCGGCGCCAGCUCAGGCAUUGGCAAGGCUAUGGCAGAGAAGCUUGCUGGCCAGGGCAUCAACGUCGUCCUUGUUGCCCUGGAUGACGAUGUCCUCACCCACACCUUCGCCGAGAUUCAGCAGAAGUUCCCCAACAUCCAGUUCCGCAAGGUUGGCGUGAACCUGGGCGGACCCGAGGCCGGCUACAUGCCCGCCAUCAUCAAGGCCACAAACGACAUCCACGUCACCCUCGUCUUCAACAACGCCGGCUUCAUCACCACCGGGUUCUUUGACAAGACGCCGCUGGGCCGCAGCAUGGCCAACUUCCACUGCAACGCCACAUGCAUCCUGCCCAUCACCCACCACUUCCUCACAAAGAUGGUUGCGUCCAAGUCCAAGGGCCUGCUCGCGUACACGUCAUCCUCCGCUGGAUUUGUGCCCACACCACUCUCCGUCAUCUACCCGAGCACCAAAUCCUUCAUCACCCUCUUCGCCACCUCCCUUGCGCCGGAGGUGAAGAGCCGCGGCGUCGAUGUCGUCGUCGUCCACCCGUCUCCGAUGAUGACAAACUUCUUCAAGAACUCUGGUGGAAUGCAGACGCUGGAGGCAUUCAAGCGCUUUGCUGUUGGCCCCUCCGUGAUUGCGGAUGUUGUGUUCAACAGCGCGGGCCGGUUCGUUGUGCGCGACCAAGGCCUCGUCACCAUUCUCCUGCGAAUCGUCACAAAGGCGUUUGACUUCAACCUCUUCUCUGAGCUGGUUUGCCGCACCGCCCACACCACAGGCGACUUCAAACAGUUCAUGGACAAGAACAACUGAGGCGUGUACUAUCCCGUGGCACCCGCGAACGAGCGUGCAUGGUGUGCGUGUGUGUGUGUGUGUGUGUGUGUGUGUGUGUGUGUGUG